UUCAAUAGCUGCUGGAAGGAAUCAACGAGACUUUAAGAGCCCGGCCACCGUGGCUGAGCAGGACAUGCUGAGCAGGACAGCAGAGCCAUGAAACGCAGUGCAUCUGAUGCGCUUGUUGCGACUGCCGAGCCGAAGUCUGGCCAGCAAUUGCGGCUGCCACUGCUGCUAUUUCUGAGCCCCAGGAUACCGGUGGAUCAAGCUGCAGAUGUGCGGGUCUUGGUUGCCUCAAAGCCACAGUAUGCCUCCCUCUCCGACUCGGAGGAGGGCGCGCUUCUGGUCCUUCCAGACUUCCAGCAAGAGGAAGUAGCAGCGUUGGAGAAGCGAAAGAAACGGGUCGUGGGCCUGCCAUUCGUUCAGCGCUUUCUGCAAGAUCCAGGUUUGCUGAGCAAGGUCCCUGCUUUGCCACUCUUUGAUCUGAUCUACAGAUGCCCUGGGGCUCUUUGCUUUUCAGCCAUGGAGCCGCGGCAAAGAGCUCGCAGUCAGAGUUUGGCCAAGUGGAUGGGCGCACGUUACACCCAGGAUGCAGGACCUGGAACUGAACUGCUCGUGGCGGCCAGAGUGAGCAUUCACCCGGAUUCAAAGUACCAGGAAGCCUUGGCAAGGAGGAUUCCUAUUGUGAAACCCAGCUAUCUUGAAGCUGUUUGGGAAGCAAAACACCUCGUGGACGUGCAGGCACACCACCUCUUACCUCUGGCUGGGCUGGCUAUUUGCUUUGAUGCGGACUGUUCUGGAGAUGGAGAGGGCCUCAAGAAUGGGGCCAUUGCCAGUGGAGCACAAGUCAUGCCAUUUGACCAGGCGGAGGUUGUCAUUGUGUCUGAUACCUCUCGCCCAUUGUACAAGGAAGCUCGACGACGUGGGCAGCAAGUGGCACCCCCAAAGUGGUUGGAGCGUUGCCUGCAAAUCCGCUGCACGUUGCAGAUCUCUGGUGACCUCGAGGUGCCCCAGCCUGGCAUUGUGUGUGGCAAUUCUCCAGCAAGUGUGGAGGCGCAGACCACCAUGGUAUUGGCGAGCAGCGUGCUGUGUCUUUUGUACUUGGACCCAGGCAGCCGAGAGAGCGCUCGUGCUUGGGCUUGGCGCUGUGGUGCUUGGACAACCCUGAAUGCUUUUGAUGCGGCGAUCACACACGUGCUUUUCAACGUGCUUCCCGGGACAUCAGUCCAAGUUUCUGUGCCUGUGGACAAGGACAUUUACUUUUUGGAUGUAUCCUGGCUGGAAGCCUGUGCCAGUGGCAAAAGAGCUUCUGAGGGUGACUUUCCUAGGCAGCAGGUGGUCUACAAUCCAGCUUCUGACAUGCAGAACGGAAUGAAAGAGAACUCCCGUGGACUACGGAAGGUGCGUAGCACGGGUGCAGAGGAUCUUCCACUGAUGCGACCGGCGCCCGCACCGUUGGCUGACGCGGAGCCGCACAUCACGCUGGCCAGUUCGGAGGGCAUUUUUGGAGGAAUGGUGCUGGGCAUUCUUGGGUGGAAUCCUGGUGAAGAAGCCAAACUUGUGGACCGGAUUUGCAAGAACGGCGGAUCUGCUCUGCAUGGCAUAGGCAAUAACAUCAACGGGUUGAAGACUCGGCGGAUUGACAUGUGUGUUUGUCCAAAUGGCCCUGCUCCCAGCGAUGCUGGGUCUGUGGUCUUGGUGACCACGCAGUGGCUGGAGGCAUGCAUAUCAGAGAAGGCAAUCCAUUCCAGUUCUGACUUUCCGCACUUCGAGCCUGCCAAGCAUCCUUUGCCUCUCUCUUCCAUGUCGAACUUCGUCAUCCGGAUCACUGGAUUAGAACAAGAUCGGAAGAGCACGCGCGAGCGUUGGCGGCUUGAGGAGCUUGUAAAGGUUUUGGGUGCCAAGGUUGCUCAGCAAAGCACACGAAAGUCGGAGCUGACUCACAUUGUUUGUGCCGAAGCCUCGCUGUUGGAGGCUCGACUGGCCGAAAUGGCCACGAAGCGACAAGUGCCUCUGGUAUCAGUCCAGUGGCUGCUUGACUGCUUUCGUUAUGGUGAACAUCAGAAAGAGGACAAAUACACAAUCAGUACCUCGAGUGGUUCUACUUCAGCAUCAAAUGAAGCAGCUGCUACGUGUUUCACAGCGGUGCUCAACAAAUGUGACAUUCUCCUGUCGAACUCCACUUUGAGCGUUGAACCUGACCUGCUGAGAAUGGCGAAGGAGCUUGCAGCAGCCAGGGUCCAGACUUGGAAGAGCAUUGAUGAGCUGCGAACUCUGUUGCGAUCUCCUCAUGGCAAUCAAGCAGUAAUUGUUGUCGACAAGGAUGAGGCGAGAAGAGAGCGUUUGGAGAGGCUUUUGGAUGGCGGAGGAACGAAGCUGGAGCACAGUUUUGUGCAGCCAAGCUGGCUGUCAGAGACUUACUCCCAGCGGAGACGAUUACCUCUGGAGUCCUUUGCAGUCUUCACAGCUGAGAGCACGCAAGAACCCCGCCCGACGCAAGGGGCUUCCUAUGCAUGGCAGCCUGCAGAGCUUAAACGCUUGGAGGAGGUUUCUGAGCAAUCUCGCCGCGAAAUGGAGUCCAAGGCUGCUAGUGUCAUUGGCGUGCUAGGAGUGCUGAACGAAGUGUAAACGAAGCUGAACAGCUGAGCAUUUUGAUGUCGCUCGCUGAAUGUUUAGCUUCUGCUUGAAGCUAUUUGUGGCUGCCAUAGUCUAUAAUCAUGUCACUGCCUUCCUUGUGGCACGUGACCCAAUUUGUCAAGCAGGGGCUCUCGCGCCUAGCGAAAUUGGGUUCCUGAAGGCUGGACCUCAAGCACAAGGCAAUCAAUGCCAGUGAAACGAUGAGGCUUCGUGUUUUAACCUGAAAAGUGACCUGUGUGGUCCAAUGUUACAUGCACAAUUGGUGAAUCUGGAGAGUUUCACGCUGAAUGCUUCACAGCACCCACGCAUUGGGGAUGGCGUAGGUGCAAUGUACAGCCUCCAGAGGAUGCAGUGCAUGGCAGUGUAUCCA
Molecule: messenger RNA, 2938 nt
Organism: Durusdinium trenchii
Lineage: Eukaryota; Dinophyceae; Suessiales; Symbiodiniaceae
Source: the annotation of a GenBank genome assembly